Lampris incognitus (smalleye Pacific opah) is the source of this 827-nucleotide messenger RNA. Its product is annotated as retinoschisin-like. The record is from RefSeq and is a predicted model, not a curated record. Bases 1 to 717 code for a protein of 238 amino acids. NCBI's taxonomy places the organism in Eukaryota, Metazoa, Chordata, Actinopteri, Lampriformes, Lampridae. The transcript has 5 exons.
AUGGGUGUUCGCUCACAAGAGGAGGAAGAGGUCGUGCAGGAGGAAGAGUUGCAGGAGGAGGACCAAGAAGUUAUUGAGACUUGGACAAGGACACUCAAAGCGUGUACCUGUGACUGUGAAGCCGCUGAUUCACCAACAGGUAUUCCUACUGUCAUCACUCCUGACCUGUCAACUGCGCCAGUUCCCCUUCCACCACAGGGUCGCCCGCUGGACUGCAUGCCAGAAUGCCCCUAUCACAGACCGCUGGGCUUUGAGUCUGGCUCCGUGACAUCAGACCAGAUCAGCUGCUCCAAUGACGAUCAGUACACUGGCUGGUACUCUUCCUGGAUCCCCAACAAAGCCCGCCUCAACAACCAAGGCUUUGGGUGCGCGUGGCUUUCCAAGUUCAAUGACAACUACCAGUGGAUCCAGAUUGACCUGAAGGAGGUGGGUGUGGUGUCUGGCAUCCUCACUCAAGGUCGCUGUGAUGCUGAUGAGUGGAUUACUAAAUACAGCAUCCAGUACCGCACCGUUGAAACCCUGAACUGGAUCUAUUACAAGGACCAGACGGGCAACAACAGGGUGUUCUACGGAAACUCUGACCGCUCCUCUACGGUUCAGAACCUGCUGCGCCCGCCCAUCGUGGCUCGCUACAUCCGGCUCCUCCCACUGGGCUGGCACACACGCAUCGCUACGAGAAUGGAGCUGCUGAUGUGCAUGAACAAGUGCAUGAGCUGAAGUGUACCCGGGCGCCUUGGGCUGCGUUGCCCACUGUCCCCCCCCCCCCAACUCCCAGUCACUUGCCAAAGGGGGGAGAACAGUUCAGUACUGUAGCACUGCUAACAUGA